GUAGUGCCAACAUUCAGAACAAAAAUAAAAAAUGACAAAAGUGUGCUGUCAUUUUUCUGUCCAUCGAAUCAAUCACUGUUGAUUUUCUAAAACAAAAGUUUAUUAUUGCGUUUCCAUAGGAAAAGAUGUUUCGAGCUAAUAAUUUUGAUAAGUUGCUUGAUAAAGCUACAAGUAAUCUACGCCUAGACCCCGAUUGGCCGACAAUCCUACAAAUAUGUGAUUUGAUUAGACAGAACGAUUGUUCACCAAAAUAUGCAGUGACAGCAGUCAAAAAGAAAUUGUACUCAUCAAACCCACACCAGGCUAUGUUUGCACUGCUCACCCUUGAGAGUAUUGUCAAAAACUGUGGUUCUGGCGUCCAUGAUGAAGUUACAUCCAAAGCGUUCUGUGAAAUGCUCCGAGAUCUUGUGAAGACUACACAACAUGAAAACCUUCGCAACAAAAUCCUUGAACUGAUUCAAGCUUGGGCCUUUGCGUUCCGAAACUCACCCAAAUACAGAGCCGUUCAGGAUACUGUGAACAUUCUGAAGGCUGAGUGUUACAAGUUCCCUCCACUCAAGGAGUCCGACGCGAUGUUCUCUGCUGACACAGCACCGGAGUGGGCAGACGGAGAAGUUUGCCAUAGAUGUCGCGUGGCAUUUUCAUUGAUGGUACGGCGGCAUCACUGUCGUGCAUGCGGCCAAGUCUUCUGCCAACAGUGUAGUGCCAAGCAAUCUACAUUGCCCAAGUUCGGAAUUGAAAAAGAGGUGCGUGUUUGUGACGCCUGCUAUGAUAAAGUGAGCCGGCCACCGCCAUCUUCUUCCAAGCUGGAGAUUGUGGACACUUCCAGUGACUAUGGACCUGCUGCGCAACCACAGAAACGUACGGGCGGCAAGACUGCCGAAGAGUUACAAGAGGAAGAGGAAUUGCAGUUGGCUCUCGCUCUCAGCCAGUCCGAGGCCGAACAGAAGGAAAAAGAACGCAAGUCGCGCUCUCACAUCGCGCCUGACCCGGCGCCUCUGCAUCCGACUUUGUCACCAACACCAUCUUCAGUGUCUGCGUCUCCGGAGCACAGCACGCAGGCGAACUCCGAGCUGUCGCGGUACCUGGACCGCAACUACUGGGAGCAGCGCAUCUCUCGAGACAACACCGUCGCGCCCACUGCGCCCGCACCCGCCUCUCAUGCCUCUGAUACUACCGAAGAAUUCCCCAAGCCUUCUACAACUAAGGCCCAAGAUGAUGAUGCAGAGGACAAAGAAAUUGAUGAGUUUGUGGAAACACUGAAAUCUCAAGUAGAAAUAUUUGUAAACAGAAUGAAGAGCAACUCCUCGCGAGGACGGUCGAUCGCCAAUGAUACCGCAGUUCAGACCCUUUUCAUGAACAUCACGGCUAUGCACUCACGUCUGCUACGUUACAUCCAACAACAAGAUGACAAACGCGUCUACCUAGAGAGUUUACAGGACAAAGUGACUCAAAUCCGUGACAGCCGAGCGGCUCUGGACACAUUACGCGCGGAGCACACGGCGCGAGUCGCCGCCGCCGCGGAGGCAGCCGAGCGACAGAGGCAAAUGCAAAUGGCUGCCAAACUGCAGGCAAUGAGGAAGAAGAAACAUGAAUACCUACAGUACCAAAGACAACUAGCUUUGCAAAGAGUUCAGGAACAAGAAAGAGAAAUGCAGAUGAGACAAGAACAACAGAAGCAUCAAUACCUGAUGAAUGCUAAUAACUUUUACAUGCCAGGUGUUUCUUUACAACAACAGUUCCCAAGUGGUUAUCCAAACCAACCAAUCUAUGGAAACCCACAGUUCCAUCCACAAAUGAUGCCACAAGCAACAACCGACAGCAAUGUACCGGGCCCUGUGCCCGGACAAGCGCAAAUAUCGACCGCUAACAUGCCGAUGAACAUAAAUCCAAUGGCGACUAUUCAGUCCAUGCCACAGCUAACGAACACUUUCGCGGCAUUGUCGACAUCCGCCGGCCCUGUCAACCAAACUUCAGUCAGCGCUCAACAGUCAAUGGCGCAGUCUAACUUACGACCCAACCUAUCUCAGCAAUUACCAAUCCAACAACAAAUGAUGUUACAGCAAAUGCAUCAGAUGCGCAUGCCCGUACAAUCUGGUAUGCAUCAAAUCGGACCACAAGCCAUUGCUAAUGGCAUGCCAGGACAAAACAUUCCACAACAAAAUGGGCAAAAUGCACAGUUACCAAAGCAGAAUUUGCCAAACCAGCCUCAGCAGCAACCUAACGCUAUGAUGCCUCCAAUGUCUGUAGGCCAACAAAAUAUAAAUCAGCAAAAUAUGGGUCAACCAUUAAUGAAUACGGGCAAUCCUAUGCUUGGACUACAAAUGCAGAACAUGAGAAUGCCUCUUAUGCAAGGCAAUCAACCAAAUCCUAAUCAGCAGAUCCCAGUGUCUGGCUAUCAAAAUAUGAAUAUUCCGAACCAAGUCAAUACUCAACAACCAGGAUCUCAAGCUCCAAAUAUUCAAGCACAGUCACAAAUGCCUAUGCCUGGGCAACAAAUGCCAAUGCAAGGGCAGCAAAUGAUGCAGGGUCAAACUAUACCUGGCCAGCCUCAAAUGCAGAUGAAUAACAAUAUGCCACAAGUAGGGCAAAAUUUACCACCUGGACCUGGACAACAAGUUCCCCAAACCCAAGCUCAACAGAUGCCACCACAACACCAUCAGCAACAGAUGCCUCUCAAUCAAGCGAUGACAAUGCCUGGCCAGGGUAUGCAACAGCCUGGCCAGCAAAUGCAAAUGAUGCAAGGGCAACAAAUUCAGUCUCAGGGCCCAAUGAUGAACCCAGGACAAAAUCCACAAGGCCAAAUACCUGGUCCACAGCAAGUAAAUCAAGGACAAAUUCCUACUAGUCUGCCAAACCAACAAAUGAUGCAAGGUCAAAUACAAGCUGGAAACCCCGGUCAGAUACCCAUGGGUCAUCAGAUGCAAAUGGGUCCAGUGCAGCAGAUGCAGCAAGGCCCUCCAAUGCAAGGCCAGAUUCCUCAGCAAAUGGGAAUCCCGCAGCAGAUGCAAGCACAACUACAGCAAGGACAGCCUGCACAAAACAUUCCAGGCCAACAGAAAAUGCAGCAGCCCAAUGUGCCACAAGGACAGUUACCACAACAAGGUACCAACCAGCAAGCACAGUCACCAGGGAAACCUGAACAUAAUAAUAACACGGGGGAACUGAUUAGUUUCGAUUGAGGAGAAUGGUUCCAACACUGAGUGAUCUCUGCAAAUGACUGGAAAUAAUAAUACUUGUUCUAAUAUUACGUAAUAUAAAACUAUAUGCAAUAAUUAUUAUGCACUUAGACAUUGUGCUAUGUUGUGAGUUUUAAAACCAAAAUAUUGUCAUGUAUAGAUAAAUUUGAGAUUUAUAGAGGAUAAAAUUAAAUGCCUUUACUUAUAAAUGUUGUAAAUGUGGGAUGGUGUGUAAAUUAUAGUUUGUUUCUAUUGAAAAGGACAGAGGACUUGCAUUUCGGAAAACAAUUAAUAUUGUAACUUUUAUAAGUGAAGCAGAUUUGAUGCUUUUAAUUGUCACAGAUAGAUUAGCAAUUAUUUAUAUUACCGUUAAGCUAGAUGCAGAUUUAAAUCCGCGACAAAUAUGGCACCAUCAAACAAAAUAUAAAAAAUAAUCUGUCCCAUUAAAUCAUUUGCUGUAGUUGUUAGCAUUCUUUUAGUUAGAAAGGCCUUGUAAUCUAUGUAAAUGCAAAUAAUUAUGUAUAAAAUAUUCGUCGUUCGUAAACCGUAGUUUAUUUAGAUAUAUUAAUAUAAAUGAGAAAUUCUAAUAUUUUAUUUUUAAUUAUCUUCAUUGAUGUGGUAAUUGUUUUGUUAUAAUAUUUUAAGUUAUAUGAUGUAUAAAUACGACGUACCAAUAAAACAUGAAAAUUA
Helicoverpa zea (corn earworm) is the source of this 3869-nucleotide messenger RNA. RefSeq names its product hepatocyte growth factor-regulated tyrosine kinase substrate-like (gene Hrs). Lineage: Eukaryota; Metazoa; Arthropoda; Insecta; Lepidoptera; Noctuidae. Gene Ontology annotation, molecular function: ubiquitin binding; phosphatidylinositol binding; metal ion binding. The coding region runs from base 126 to 3182 and encodes 1018 amino acids. The record is from RefSeq and is a predicted model, not a curated record. The transcript has 13 exons.